UUUGUGAGUAUUUCGUACAUGUGGAGUGCCAGGAUUUUGCAGUAGCUGACUGUAAAGAAAAUGCAACUUAUCUUCCGGGGAAACAACUUACCUUUGUACGCCAUCAACAUCACUGGCGCGAAGGAAAUCUUCCAAGCAAUUCCAAGUGUGCUCUGUGCAAAAAGACGUGCUGGACUACUGAAUGUUUAUCCGGAUACAGAUGCGAAUGGUGUGGAAUGACGAGCCAUGCCUCCUGUCAUACGAGUAUUAACAGUGAAUGUACUUUUGGUAUUCUGGAACCUAUUUAUCUACCACCACAUGCUGUUAGUAUACCGAGAACCGAGGUACCAAUGGAGGCUAUCAUCGGAGUACAAGUUAGAAGAAAGGAUACUCUGUCUCCACGAAGUACUUCGGAGGAAUUUAGCAGCGGUGAUGCAGGCAGGUAUAGGGACUCAGAGGAUUAUGCACAAACACACCCUCCAACUCGCGAUAGUCGUCAGGAUAAACAAAAUAAGAACCAGGAGGAACGCGAUGAAGAAGCAAUUAAGGUGUAUGACGGGAACAACUCUUUGCGCAGACGGAUAUUCAGAAUCAUUGUAGUUCCAAGACAGGCACCUUUGAGACAGGUGCUGACGCAGGCACUUCGGGCGUUUCAUAUUACAAAAGAUCCAAAUUCAUUUCAUCUUACUGAUCUUUAUUCUCCGGAUGAAGCAGUUAUGCAGGAUCCAACUCCUGUACUAAACCUGCAUAGGAAAGAAGGAAAACGACCAGCAGUUUUUCUCAGAUUCAGAGACAGGGACAACGACGCUGGCGAAGUUCGGGUAUAUCCCGGUAAGUUACAAGUAUCUCAGGCAUACUGCACCGUGCCUGUAGAUUCUAACACAAAUGUUGGUGAUCUCAUCAGCGACGCUCUUAAUCGUUUUGGGUUAGAAGACAGCCACGCCGAAGAUUAUCGAUGCAGCGAAGUCCUACUGGAUAGAGGAGUUACUGAACGUGUUCUUUCGUGGAACGAGAGACCAUGGGAAAUAAUGAAACAACUGGGAAAAGAUAGUAUUCGGCAAAUGGAGUUAAUGCGGUUUUAUUUACAACUUAAGCAAGAUCCGCACGGACCAAAUUUAGCUUUAUUCGUUGGAAAUUUACCUCCAAAUCUAUCUGAACGCAAUUACGAAAAUAUCCUCACUGACUUUUUAGGCAAAGAAAACAAAUUUUCUAAAAUUGGUCCUAUCUAUUACGAAUACGGCUCUAUGGUAAUUACCUAUGAAGAUUCAGAUAAGGCUGUGAGAGCGUUAUAUGCUUUAAGGGAGUCUAAAUAUGAAGAUAAGCAACCGUUGUUAGUUAUGCUGCUACCAAACAUAGAACCUUCAAUGAUACCCCAAGGUGUGCAACCGUUAUUAGUUUUCGUCAAUGUAAAGUCUGGUGGUUGUCAAGGACUAGAGUUAAUCUCUAGUUUUAGAAAAUUAUUGAAUCCAUACCAAGUGUUCGAUCUUGACAAUGGAGGUCCUCUUCCAGGAUUGUAUGUGUUCAGAAAUAUUCAAAACUACAAAAUACUCGUUUGUGGUGGAGAUGGUACAAUUGGAUGGGUACUUCAAUGCCUGGAUAAUGUUGGGCAGGAUUCUCAAUGUUCUUCCCCUGCUUGUGCUAUUGUACCACUGGGAACAGGUAAUGAUCUGGCUCGCGUUUUGAGAUGGGGUCCAGGUUACACUGGUGGAGAAGAUCCGCUUAACCUACUUAGAGAUGUCAUCGAUGCUGAAGAGAUCCGUUUAGACAGAUGGACUGUUGUUUUUCACCCUGAAGAUAAACCUGAUGACAACGUCAAACAGUGCAAUUCCACUGGUAAGAGGAGGAAAAAACUGUCGAAAAUCAAAGUGACCAAUGAGCAAAUUAGAAAAUCAGUUGUAGCAAGUUCCACCAGCGAAGACAACUCACAAAUCUUCGUAAUGAACAACUACUUCGGCAUAGGAAUUGACGCGGAUCUAUGUCUUGAUUUCCAUAAUGCUCGCGAAGAAAACCCUGGAAAGUUCAUCAGUCGAUUACACAACAAAAGCGUGUACGUCAGAAUGGGACUGAGGAAAAUGGUCGGACCGAAAAUGUGCAAGGAUCUUCACAAAGAAGUUAGGUUAGAGGUAGAUGGCAAACUGGUCGAACUACCUCAAGUAGAGGGCAUUAUUAUUCUUAAUAUAUUAAG
This is a messenger RNA of Diabrotica balteata, 2164 nucleotides long. The record is from the annotation of a GenBank genome assembly. NCBI's taxonomy places the organism in Eukaryota, Metazoa, Arthropoda, Insecta, Coleoptera, Chrysomelidae.